Messenger RNA from Xyrichtys novacula (pearly razorfish), 5551 nucleotides. NCBI's taxonomy places the organism in Eukaryota, Metazoa, Chordata, Actinopteri, Labriformes, Labridae. The record is from the annotation of a GenBank genome assembly.
GAGUUUGUGAGGAGAGGGCCCACAGAAAGAGGCUGCACAGCUAUUGUUGAACAAAAUGCCUGUUAGAAAGAGAGAGGAAAAGGGGGAGGAUGUGUUUGUGACAACGUGGUGGAAUUGGACUAAAAGAGGAUUAGUCCAAGUCCUUAAUGUGUGACAUGGACACAUAAUUAUGAUUUAAACAUGCAAAGGAAAAAUCUAAAAGUUGUCACAUCGUUAAAGGGUUAGUGUAAUGAAAGAAGAAACAUAUUUUCGCAGUAGUUUGUCGUGCAAUUAUAAGAAAGUUAAUUAUAAUAAGACUGCGUGUUGUGGGCGUUCACCUUCUCGGGUAAUGGUACAGUCCAGCACCAGCUCGCCCCCAAAUUGCAGCGCAAGCCUAUAAAAAAGUAACCGAGUGCACAAAGUUGGACAGAGGAACCUGUUGUUUGAGCUAGAAGAGAAAAACAUCAAGAGAACAGAAAUUGGAGAGAUGGAGCAAACCGAGUUAGUGAAGCCAGAAACUCUGGAUGACCUGAUCAAAACCCUGCACAACAUCUUUGAAAGUGACUGCAUCAAUGUUGAGGAGGUGCAAGAUGUAAUGGAAGCCUAUGAGAGCAAACCGCAGGAAUGGAUGAAAUUUGCAAAGUUUGACCAGUACAGGUAAGAAAACGCAAAGUCAGUGUCUAAAAAAGCCCCGCUGACUUUACUUAGGCGUUAUAACCUGUUUUUUUACUGUUGUAUUUUGUUCUACUUAGGCAAUUGCCUUGUCGCCCUUGUCCUUUGUGUUGUUUGAACUGGCAAAUGUAACUUAAUUAUCUAGUUUUUUUUUUUUUUUUUAACUUGAUGUUUAAUUUUAUUGCAGGGGGGUCUUGGUGCAUUACUAUUUUAAAAAGUUUGAAUAGGUGGCAGGAUGGGCCAUUUUUAAAACUUGCACUUAUUUUGUAGACUAAUGGGCUCUCAAAAUGGUUACCGUUGAAAAAAAAGAAAAAGAAAGACAUUCCAUUAUUUGAGUAAAAACAAGUUUUUUUUGACUACCCAGAAGGGCAUUUAUUUAUUUUUAGUUAAUUCAAAUAAUUGAGAUUUUUAUUUUGCGUUAUUUCUAUUUUCAAUCAAGUUUAUUUAUCAUUUUAAAAACGCCAUUUAUCUGUCAAGCCGGUAACCUCGUAUCAACCUGGUACAUCUCAAUGUUUAUCUCACUUGAAAAUAUGGCCCCUCUAUUCACAAAAAAAAAAAAAAGUUCAAUGGCUCCCGUGUGUUUUGAUUAGUCAGGGUUCAGUGGAGGGAGGGUGACAGAUUCAUCCAAUCAACACCGAGCACAGACACACACCCGCUGAUUCCUGCAGGGAUGGGCGCGCGUGGAGGGAUGAGCAGCUGUGUCGAAAACAUUCAGAGGCUGAUGGGAAAUCUGUGUAAAGAGGCGAAAGCUGUUUUGAAGGCAUUUGACUUGAAACUGAGUAAAAGUUAUGAUAGUAAUAAUAGUCAGUGACCCUUUUGUUUAACCUUACAGGACAGGGUAUUUUUUAAGAAUCUGUAAUAACAAAUAUGACAGCAUCUUCUCCUCCCAUGUUUUAACAGGAGGUGGGAAAGAAAAAGUAGCCACAUAAAAACUGAAAGGAAGCUAUAAUUUCAGUGAUUUGGGUCAAUAAGAUGGUAUGGCUGAAAUAAAUGUGUUUGGUUUCAAUUAAUUUUUAGCUAAAGACAUGGGACAUCCUGCAGUCAAAGUCCAAACCAAACUUUACCAACUCUAACUUAUGGGAAACAAGGUCCUCCAUUGUUUAAAACGAGUAGGCGGUUGAUAGAAAAUGAAAAAAGUAUACAGGACACCUCUGUAAACUGAGGUCCAGCAGCAGUGGGAAUACAUUUCAUGACCCUAUUUAUGCAAUUCGUUUUCUGUUUCUGCAGGUACACAAGGAACUUGGUUGAUGAAGGAAAUGGAAAAUUCAAUCUCAUGAUUCUGUGCUGGGGAGAGGGACACGGCAGGUAGGAGGCCCGAUAACAUAGGAAUAGCAUAUCAAUAUUAACUUUUAAUGCGGCUUGUUUUAUUGCAAAACAAAACUACCAAAUGGCCUUGGCUGAAAUUAAUUUGUAUCGAUAAGGUCUCUGAUAAAAACAACAUCAGCAGAAACUGAUAACAGUAAGAACUAAUGUGUUGCACUUCAGUGAUAUCAUUUUCUUUAAGUCUGGUUACAGCCGCCUGCUUUGAGAUUUUGUAGUAGACUUCUUUAACUUGGGUCAAGAAGAAGUGCUCAGAGAUUAAAUCAUUGUUCUUACUGAAACUUUUCAGUGAUUUGUUGUCAUUCUGUCAGAUCACGCAGAAAUCUGGUAUCUCUUUGUCUGCAUAGUCAGUCUGAGGUUAUUUGACAACUGUUCCUUUUUUUGUAUUAAUCCCAGAAAUAGUCAGAGUUUGAAUGUUGCUUUUGUUCCUGGGUUCACGAGGAGGACACAUCCUGACAAUGUAUUCUUGUGUGUACCUUACACUUUGCAGUAGCAUCCACGACCACACAAACUCACACUGUUUCAUGAAGAUGCUGCAGGGUCAGCUGAAGGAGACGCUGUUUGCGUGGCCUGACAGUAAAUCGCACGGAGACAUGGUACAGAAGUCGCAGAGAAUCCUUCAGGAAAACAAGGUUGCUUACAUAAAUGGUGAGAAACCCAUCUGGAUGCUGUUUGUCUGUUUGUUUUUAGGAGUUAGCCAUAAACUCUUCCUGAGCAUUGAAUCAUUUGGUUCUUAUUAAUGCUCCUCUGCUGUGUGUGGGGGCCAAUUUGAAACUGCUCUUAUGCGGCAGUGUUUACAUUUUAAUGUUAAAGCAGCCUAAAUCAUCAUUCUGUUUUCAUCUAUCACAUGUUAACCGGCUUUGUGUCGCUGUGUCAUUUUUAUAAGUGCAGUUUCCAACCUCUGCACUUAUGUAAUGAUAGACUGGUCUCUUAGGAGUUAAAAGCCAGUUGCAACUUUCCGAUGAAUAGUGUUCAGGUCUCUUCCCAGAUCUUUGCUGACUUAGUGUUUCCCCAAAGCCAACAUGGCACUGGUGUGAUGUUUGCUCUCACUUGUGGGUUGCAGCACUGCCAGUAACUGCCUGUGAGCCUCGUUUCACGGCAUUCCAGCGGUGUUCACUUUUUUUUAAAAUAUACGUGUUUGUUCGUAUGUGUUUGCACAUUUCAGACUCCCUGGGCCUGCAUCGUGUGGAAAAUGUUAGCCACACAGAGUGUGCAGUCAGUUUGCACCUGUACAGCCCCCCUUUCCAGAGCUGCCAAACCUUUGACCAGCGGACAGGCCACAGGAACACCGUCAAGAUGACCUUCUGGAGCAAAUACGGAGAGAGGACUCCAUUUGUAAGAGACUUUUUUAUGGCUUUGGCACACAAAGGAAGAAAGAAAUCUCAUUUGAUUUAAAACUAGACCUCUUUCCCUUGAUUCUUGGUCCGUGGAGGCUCAGAUUUUGCCACAAAUAAUUCCUUAGAGGAAAUUUUACAUGCCAGGAAAAGUAAUUUUGCAGAAUUAUGCAUCGUACAAAAAAUAACAAAAUCAAUACCAAUGCAAGACAGCAUACAAAUGUAUAAAGAAGCAUAUUGUGAAUGCUAAAAUAUAAACAAACUUUGUAUGACAAAAAAAGGUCUAAAUGUAACAAAUUUGGGGAUUUUACAUUAUCUUACAACUCAGAGACUCAUUACAAACAGUUAAAUGAACAUGAAGACGUUCUCCACCCCAGUUUUAUGAGGAGGAAGUGGCAAGUUUUUUACGUGGCUUGGCUUCCUCAUUACACUCGGCCUGAAAGCAAUCAAAGUGGCUCCUCUAAAGGAUUGAGGAAUUUUAAUAGACGGUUUCCAUUUUAUACUAAUUACUAGAUCUGCUGCUGGUUAAACAAAAAUGCCACAUAAUGGGAAAGAAAUGUUGUUCACUAAACACGAGAGCUGUUUAUUUACAAGCUCUGUAUUGUCUGGUGAAUCUUUGUUGUGGUAAAUGUAGAAGUCGGCUGUUUCUGCAACAGUCCAAGACAUUAGAAAUACAGUACCUUAAAGGAAUAAUCCGUCUAGAAUUAAUUUAAGUCCAUCUCAUCACCAGUUAAAAACCCUCACCGGGGCUUAAGGUCAAGCUAAAAUUUUUAAUGUAUCCUGCAGCCCAAAUUGCUGCCCUCGUAGGAAUUGACUGCAGACGUGAUAAAAAUUACAUAAAAGAUAAAGACGUUAAACAACAAGAGCACCUGAAGUAUGAGUCCCUCCUGCUUCCCUGCUAACAACAGCAGCCUUAUCUGAUACCUACGUGUUGUAUAAGCAUACCUCAACCAUAACACUGUCAGGUUAGAGCAUUAGAUUGCAACACAAACAGAUAAGAUAAUAGAGGAACAUGAGAGUGAGAACACAAUGAACUUAACUCUGUAUACACCCUAAGCUUUAUACAAAUCUUGUCUAAAGUUUGAAGGAGUGACAGACCAGAGGCUGUUUAAUGUUUGUUUCUAUUAGUCCUAAAAUAAAUCAUGGUUUGUGUAACUCAGUGAUAAUGUUCUGGACUCUGCAUCUAAUUUGCCCUCUUUUCCUCUCUUCAUUAAAGGAAACUACAAUUUCACAGGAAAACAACUAAUGGUCAUCAAAGGAGGCUCCGGAUGAUGAAGACAGUCCCGUUUAAAAUGACAAUGUUGUGAAAUUGAUUCAAGGGAAACUGCUGGGGGAAGCAAAAUGUGGACCUACUAUGACUAAGCACCCAUUUUAAAAAAUCAGGAACGGGCCAGUUCAAAAGGACAACCCGGUAAUUAGAAUGGCUUUAUCGCUGCCCAGUGUGAGCUUGGCAAAUACUGAUGAGCACAGGACGAAUGCAUGAAUAGGCUUGGACAUGGAUUGAAUCUGCCUUUUGUUUGCUGGGCCUGAGGAGACCCUUUUCCAAUAACAACAUUCCUCUCUCUCCACGACCUGUGUAACCACACUUUUGUAAAGUUAUGGCCCAUAGUCAAAGAGUAGAGCUUCAACACACGAAGGAGGGUAAAAUACUGCUCUUACAGUGUUUCUCUUCAAAUUUGUAUUUCAUGAGAGGUACACAGUUCUGCAAUCAGCUGUUUUGUUAUCAGUGGAGCACUUUUUAAGUUGUACUUACUGUUGAUUUAUACCACUCAAAAUUGUCUUAACACCUGUUGAAAAUUUUGAAGGAAUGUAACAAUGUUUGUAUAAUCUAAUUAAAAAGACGUUUGUUCCAUUUGCGUUUGAAAAGAGAAAUGUAAAGCUAUAGAGUUGUGUUGUUUUUAAAAGUGCGAUGGUUGUAAUUUAUUUGCAGGUUUUUUUUUCUGUUCACAGUGGGAGUGUUUAAAUCAACAAGCCACUGUGUUACUCCUAAAUGUGUUCAUAUGCGGGUUUUGACCAAGAGAUUCUUGUGGAGGGACUAUUUUUUAUUGUAUGCAGACCAUACUUUUAGGUACUAUUUCUCAGGAUUUUGGCAUAUUUUAAUUGUAGCUGUAUUUGCAUAGUGUGUAGUUAUUACAGCAGAGCACUUCUCAUAGCACUGUCAAAAGCAUGCAAGCUUUCUAUCAUGCAGUAAAUAAUAAAUCUGGCCAUAACUGUAGACCAAUAAACACCUUCUUCCUUUCACAAAA